Centropristis striata (black sea bass) is the source of this 363-nucleotide messenger RNA. RefSeq lists its product as uncharacterized. The record is from RefSeq and is a predicted model, not a curated record. NCBI's taxonomy places the organism in Eukaryota, Metazoa, Chordata, Actinopteri, Perciformes, Serranidae. The transcript has a single exon. Bases 1 to 363 code for a protein of 120 amino acids.
AUGUCUUCUCAGAAAGAGACAAUGCAAGUGUUGCCCAUCUGGGAGCUUUCCAUCCCUCUCCCAGCGGUGCUGAUGAUCACUCUGACUCUUUACAUGAUGGUCCUGGGGAUCGGACUGUGGAUCCGAUACUGCCUCAAGGACCGUUGCUCUUCAGAGUGCAGUGACUGCUGUCCAGACAUUUCCAUAUGUGAGGAGUGCUUUAGAUUUGGUGAAAUGUGUGACUGUCGCCUGCCAACCAUGCGCUCAUGUUUGGCCGUUCCGUGCUCGUCUCCUUCUUGUGGUGGGUGGGACUGUGCCUGCACCUGUACGCCUCCAGAGUGUGAGUCCUGCAACUGCCUCUGCUUCGAGAUCAGAAUCAAGUAA